AUGGUGAAGCCACACAGGUUCCAGGGAGCGUCGGAGAGUCAGAGUUCAGCGGGCCAGGCCCGCAAGGAGGAUAGGCGACACCAUAAGCGUGAGCAUGAUACCGCUACUGACGACCCGCAUUUCGUCCCAGCGGGGAACGCACGCAAAACCAGAGAGUUCUUCCCAUCAUACGGCUGGCGGGAGCGACAUUACACUAUGAAGAGCCUCAAGAAUUUCUUGGACAUCGUGUUUCGGAGGAAGCAGACCAUGACACCAGAAGACUGGGACCCGGCAGAGAUGGCGGUCAAGCGCACACGACUGAACGCCUUGUUCAGUCGCUCUGAUGCCCUAGACUGGGGAGAGUGGGGCAACAUGGCUCUCUUCUUCACUUGGGCUGUUAAGGGGAUGUAUGCUCCGAGUGAACUCGUCAACAAGUUGGAUAUCACUACCCAGGAGGAAGAAGUUGCUGGCAAACACUACUCCAUUGAACGCGCCGCUUAUUCCAGGCCAAUAGCAGAAUGGAACGAGGAAUCUGCCCUAGACCCGGACAACGAGGACGAAGCAACGGCGUGCAGCUGUUCGCCAGCAACUGCUUCACACCCCGCUUCGAAUGACAACAACUCCGACUCCGAAACUGAUUUAAGGAGCUCUGACUCUAAGGAGUCACAUACACUCCGUGUGGAAUAUGAGGAGAUUCAUGGCAACGAUUAUGCUAAUGACGGCACUGCUUCUGGCGCAACUCCACAUCCGUCUCAAGGUGAGGCUCACCGAUGGAUGUCUGACAACAGAGUAUGCAGAAUGUCAGAUGAGAACCGUGCUAUCUUCGCUGAGCGAAAAUUCAGGGAGCAACCAGCAUUCUCUGAGAUCUCAGACCUGAAUCAAGCUAUUAGCAUCGGGAACGCGGUUGGUCUUGAUGACGACAAUGUCCCAGAACUCCCAUGCUACGCUGCUUUGAUUCUGGACCUACGUUUGAUCCACACUUGCACUCUGCGGGCCUUUGAGUAUUCCUGGAUGGCAGGCUACCGCGGCCCUUAUGUCGUUCAUCAGCUGAUUCCGUACUUCAGCUCUAGCUUCGUACAUGUCAGAAGAAGAUCGCAAGCUGUUCGCGCAGAGGUCAUUCAAAACGGCGCCUACCUUCCACAAGGACUCCGAUGUCGAUCAAGAUCCGCCACCACAUUCACUCUUUCAAAUGAGCGGGAAGAGUUUGUCGACGAGGCCAUGGGUAUUUGGAACGCCAUGAGCCUUGACGAAGAGCAUGUGCAAGAGCUUCCAUUCUACGCUGCACUCAUGCGGCAUUCUUCAGACUUCCUCGUUCCAUGCACACUCCGUGCUUGGGAAUACUCCUGGAUAUCAGGCUAUCACGGACCAUGUGGUGUCAGCAAGAUGCUCGAGCUCUGGGAGGGAGUGGAUCAGUAUGUUACGCUGCCAUUCAGAUAUCGUCUGCUCCCAAUCAUGGACAAGAGUAAGACAGUGAAACAAGAUGUGGACUUCUGCUUCAUCCUUCCACCAACAGUGCUUUGUCCAGAGUGUGGAAAGCCACACUUGCGCUUUAGGGUUGUGUUUAUCCUCCAGAUCGGUCUGCAGCGCCUGACUCAAGACAAGCUCGACGACAUGGCUCGAGACUGGACCCGCAAGGGGAACAAGGACCAGUUCAAAGCCACAGUGUCUCACCUCCAAGGCGACGCACAAUACAGACAUGUGCUGCAUUACGAGAUUGAGAGUGCCAAGCUCAAAACAGAACGAGCGGUUUGCUCCAAUAACGGCCGCUGCUCGGCUCAUGGAGACACAGCCAGCCAGUGUCUCUUCCCACAACCGGAUCCGAAGACGUCGAUUGUCAGCAAAACGGAAUCCCUUCGCCCAUGUCUCCUGCCCUACAACAAGAUCAUUUGGCAAUACCAUGAUUGCCCUCAUCCUGGCUGCAACACACGACUGUGCUGGCCCGAGCUUUACAGUCGCUAUGUGUCAAGCCACAUCGACAAAGAGGUGUUACCGACCUACCAACACAGCGGUCUUUACCGGCCUUGUCCCGGCUGUCCGUUCGGCUUAGCCACUGCAUCACUUUCGAAAGGCGCGGAAUAUAUGUGGACCAGCGGUGACGCUGGGAAGCAGCUACAGGACACGUACAAACACACCGAGUGCCAGCGUUACGUCCAUCACGUUGCAAGCUAUUUCUUCUUCGAAGACGCAACAUGUGCACCUUGGCGGGGACCUUACUAUGUUCAACAAGAGGGAAUGGAUUCGCUCGCGGAGACUGUCGCCGAUGGAACUGUUGGCAUGGUGGGCAUGCAACCUAAGGAUGCCUUCAUAUCAGCUUGGCGUCUUCCGGCGGAUUGGUAUCAGGCCAGUAGCAUGUUCUUUCAUCGCAUCUACACUCCGCUCGACGCCUUGUCAUGGGGCUGGACCUUGCAUUGCCACAACAAGGACAUCGCAUGGAUGAUUCGGAAGGGGCAUCUUCCAGAGAAUAAGCGCGACCUCGACAAACUGUGCAGGGACAAGAUGAAGAUGUACACGAGAGCAGAGAGAAGACGAGACCAAAUAUGGCUCAGUAGAAGGGGCCCGAACAGACAAAAUGAGGCGCAUCUACAUUCCGCUCAACGCCCUUUCCCGGGGCUGGUCAUUGCAGUGUCACAACAAAGCCAUCAUGCGGCUAGCCAACGAGAAGGAUCCUACGCACGCCAACGAAGACCACGAGGGUCGAAGCCACCAACAGAAGCAUUAGAGAGUAGCUCGGUUGGGUGGAUGUUCUCUUCCAGCUCGCGCUUCGAGUGUAUCGUACACAGCAUGUAUCUCGUCUUUGCGCCAUUGAUCACGGCAAUGCAACCUUCGAAGCUCCAAACAUGUCAGACCUCUCAGCGACAACGAGAAUCAUUAAGUCGGGCCAUGAAUCCAAUAUGUGCUCCAUCUUGA
Messenger RNA from Cercospora beticola, 2886 nucleotides. RefSeq lists its product as uncharacterized. NCBI's taxonomy places the organism in Eukaryota, Fungi, Ascomycota, Dothideomycetes, Mycosphaerellales, Mycosphaerellaceae. The record is from RefSeq and is a predicted model, not a curated record.